AAGGAUAUUGUCCAAUUUGUCAAUGACAAAUUGACAAUUUUCGUCUUAAACGUGCAUGAGAUAUUUCAAAUUUUAAUAUUUGGAAAAUAUUUUUAGGGAAAAUUAUUAAAGAAAUACAAAAAAAUGUCAGGACUAGCUAGAGGUUUGCGGCUCUUGAGUAUGAGUAGGUCAGUAAGACAAUUCUCGAACAGAUCGGUUCUUAUUGGAUUGAGUAAGCGUCCUAUUCAUACUCCUGGAUUAUUUUCUAAUGAAAUUUCUGCUAGCCAGAUACAACUUCGAUUUUAUUCACCAGAAAUUAAGAGUAAACCUUCUGAAGAAGAAGUGAAAAAGCGAGUCCUGAACGUUUGCGCUUCUUACGAUAAGGUCACAGCUGAGAAGAGGUCCAGGUUGCCACGAUUUUACAGCUCCAAACCGCCUCUUACUAUUGAUCUAAUAAGUCAAAGAGUUUGUCUGGUGCUUAAAUUGUACGAUAAAGUUAACCCAGAAAAGCUGACUUUAGAUUCUCAUUUCAUGAAUGACUUAGGUCUUGAUUCUUUAGAUCAUGUUGAAGUGAUCAUGGCUAUGGAAGAUGAAUUUGGAUUUGAGAUUCCUGAUGCUGAUGCAGAAAAACUUCUCAAACCUGCAGAUAUUGUUAGAUAUAUUUGUGAUAAAGAGGAUAUUUAUGAAUGAACAUACUUUAGAUUGUAGUAUAAUUGAUGUUUAAGUUGAUAAGUAAAGUAAGCCAAUACUGAA
Harmonia axyridis is the source of this 732-nucleotide messenger RNA. It is a transcript of the gene ND-ACP, whose product is annotated as acyl carrier protein, mitochondrial. The transcript has 4 exons. Gene Ontology annotation, molecular function: acyl carrier activity; acyl binding. Lineage: Eukaryota; Metazoa; Arthropoda; Insecta; Coleoptera; Coccinellidae. Gene Ontology annotation, cellular component: mitochondrion. The coding region runs from base 124 to 669 and encodes 181 amino acids. The record is from RefSeq and is a predicted model, not a curated record. Gene Ontology annotation, biological process: fatty acid biosynthetic process.